UAUUUAAUUGUUUAUUUUCAUAUAUAUACAAGUUGUAUAUAUACAACCAUUUCAUUGCAUUAAAUUUGUGUUUUGCAGUUUGCAAGUUAGAAGUUGAAUUUUUAUUCUAUUUUGGCAUGGUAUAAAUCCGUUCAAACGAUCAAUAGUAUAUCUCGCAUUGAAGCAAUAUUAUCUUGCAUUAAACCGUGACAUAUGGAUUGUAAAAAAAAAAGUUCCCUCAAGGUAAUAUGCAAAUUCUGUAGCUUCUGCACGUGCGCAGAAACGAUCGCGAUGAAUAAGAGAUGCAGGAGGCGCAUUAUACGGAAAAGAAGAAAGGUGAGAGGGGAGACGACGUGACGAAACGAAAAUAGCAGGGUACAACGGUGACUAUUAAUGAGGUUCGCAGGAACCGGAUCUCACAUUAAGUAUGCAACAGAAACUGGAGGGCAAGCAUUUUCCUCGGUUUUUCGCCCGCUUGUUUUUCCAUCCCGAUCGUCUGUUCGGCCCAGCCCGAGUGCAUAUUUGAGCAACUUGAUCCGCCGUAGACAAAUUACUCACCAACAAAGUGCACACCAUCGUAUGCAUAUUUGAUGAAAAAGACUAUAGGCCCUGUGAUUACACGCGACGGUUCACAUGACAAGUUCGUAAACUGUUCUGUCUACGAUGGGAAGAUAAUAGCCCUCACGGGAGUGUUUCGAGAAUAUGACAAAACAGAGGUCUGCUGUACGAAACUGGUGAAUUCUAUUAUCGCAAAAGUUCGAUCGAUAAUUCGCAGUCGUAGACGAGCUUCGGGGUGAAUCGCUUCGCCGUUUCUCCUGCCACUUAGCACUAUCGUUCUGCAACGUCAAGAUAUCACGGAGAAAUAUCGUCGGAACUUGUGAGUGAUGCUUCUCUCAUUUUAGAUAUUUUUAACAAAUAUUUCGACGUUUUUGCUUUGAUUAAUUGGCAAAAACAGUAUUUUCAGUGCUGUGAAAUAUACAUACAUAUUUCCGCGAAUCAACAUUGCGCGAGUUUUCUCUCCGAGAAACGAACGUCAAAGGAUAAUGACGUCAAUAACGUUUAUCCGAAAAUGCAACAAAGGGAUCGUCGAGCAGAUCAAAUGCGCUCGAACGAGUUCGCAUGGGUGCACCGUUUAAUCCCAUCAUCCGUCGGGCAUUUUAUUCGGGUAAAAGUUUGCGAGUGAUGUGACACGAGCUUUCACCGCUUAUUUCCGUCAACCCGCGAGGAAAGUGCGCGCGGAGCUGGAUAGCGACUAAUGAGUGUCAUUAACAAUUGCGUGGUCUACCGUCACAAUGGAGAAAAUCAGAAGAUGACAGUUACUAACUUCGGGCUCAGAUGAAGGUGGAUAAAACGGGCGACUUCACGCUUUGCCGAGAAGAGUAACGUGCGCGUCCAUAUAAAAGUACGCAGCUGCGCAAGUCGCGACAUUACUUUAAUCUUGAACGUUCGUUGAUAAAAAGGUUUAAUUAUUAAUUUUUUGUUAAUAUUUUCGACGCACACUUGUGAGUAUACAAAGUGUACAUUUCUCAAAAGUCUCAAAGAUUCAAAAUCUGAACCGGUACAAGAUAUAACAUAUUAAUAAAAGAACGAGAAAAUUCUGCUAUAAUUUUUCACAAUUUAAAAAUGAUACUCGUAAUUUAAACGACUGUUGAGAACUUCUACAUUAAAAACGUCGUGUUAUCGACGAGAAAAAUGAUAAUCAACACGAGAGUGUAUGUGUUGAUUGCACUGGUAUUCUACGAUGUGUGCGCUCAUACCGUCGAUAUCCGUCGAGAUUCUUAUAAUAGGGCCAAUGAUAAAAAAUAUGGGUCCAUGUUGGCUGAGAUCGCAAAGGAAUUCAUACAAAGAUCAACGACCAGCAGUCAGGUGCUGAAUUUAAAUCUCUCGAACUUGCUGCUGCUUUUGGUACUCAAAGCGAUUGUAUUUGGCGCCGGGUAUAUAGGAAAUCAUGGUUAUAAAGGACGUGAAUUACAAGAUGAAAACAUUGUGUCAGAGGGUGAGCUUGCGUUGGCGCUUGGUUAUUUGAUUGGUGAUACAUGUUUGUACAGAGCAGCUUGCGAAGAGCCACACAUAGCGAAAGAAUAUCUCGGCGCGGCAGAAAUGCUUUUGCAAACUAUGAAGUUGAUGCCACAGAACUUACCUACAGAAUCCAGCUAUGAGGAGACAAUCGCAGAAUUUCGGAAGGCAAUUGAAUACGGCAAUAUCGACCACUGUCCAUCAGAAUACAGCUGCAAAAAAGAAAAUAUAAAUAAUUUUUUGCGAAAUGAAAAAUGA
Monomorium pharaonis (pharaoh ant) is the source of this 2253-nucleotide messenger RNA. RefSeq lists its product as uncharacterized. The transcript is spliced from 4 exons. The record is from RefSeq and is a predicted model, not a curated record. NCBI's taxonomy places the organism in Eukaryota, Metazoa, Arthropoda, Insecta, Hymenoptera, Formicidae. The coding region runs from base 1672 to 2253 and encodes 193 amino acids.